AGUUGAGUAUAGACAUUAUUAUAUGUAGUAUAAACGUAUAAUAUUAUUAUAUUAUAGCAUAUUCUAUGAUUAUAGUGUCGAAUAUCGAUUAUAUUAUAAAGGUAUUAGGGAAAUGAGUAAUCCAUGUUAUUUUACGUAUUCAAGAAAACAGUAUUAUGUAAUAGGUCUUUGUCUUAACUUCUUAUAAUUUUUUAUUUUUUUUUCCUCUUUAGUCUUAUUUAUUGCAUAAUAAAUAAAAAAUAAUAAUAUAACAUAAUUUCAAAUUUGUUAUGUAGCUAAAGAGUAAAGACUAAUGACUAUAGAGGUUACUGGUACAUAUUAUAUGCUGCCUACUAAGUUAAAAGUAAAAUGAUUUAAUUUAUACUUCUUUGUUUGAGUUGAUUGAAACCAUAAAAGUUAAAUAAUUAAUAGUUAUCACUUGAUACAUUUAAAUAUUUAAUCCUAAUCAGUAAAUUUCAACGUUUGAUUUUUAUUUAUUAUAUAUACCUACCAAUACAUAAAUAUAUUAUAGGUAGUUUUUUUAACCAAUUUUUUAUUGAAAACAUAAUAAAUACUAAUAAUUAUUAAUUAAACUUGCCAAUUUCAAACAAUAAUAGUGAUAAUAAUCAACUAUGAAGAGAUUAACAGCUAAAUUAGUAUUCAUGGGAUCUCAGGGUGUUGGUAAAUCAAGUAUAAUCACAAGAUACAUAAAAGGAGAUUUCAAAAAGGAAUGUGAAGCAACAAUUGGUGCUUCAUUUAUGUAUGCUAAAGUUACAUUACGGGACUACCAAAUUACUUUAAAAGUUUGGGAUACAGCUGGACAAGAGCGGUUUCGUAGCUUAGUACCAAUGUAUUACAGGAAUUCAGAUGCAGUCGCUAUUAUUUUUGAUGUAUCAGACAGAGACUCAUUUAAUCAAGUUAAAAAUUGGAUUAAUGAAGUAAGAAAAAAUACAGAUACCCCUGUUGUUUAUUAUGUAGUUGGUAACAAAACUGAUCUUAUAGAUACACGAGUAAUAAUGUAUGAAGAAGCUGAAGAAUUCGCUAAUUCGGUGAAUGCUCGUUAUUGGGAAACUAGUGUUUACUCAAACACAGGUAUUCAAGACUUAUUUACAAAUAUUGGUCGAAACCUUAUAGAAAUAGUAGAAAGUUCAAAACCACCAGUGCAUUUAAAACUUGAAAUUGAUCCAGAAGAAGCUCCUAACAAUGAAAGGAUUAAUAAUUCUAAGAUACAAUGUUGUACCAAUUGAUAAUGUAAUUUAAUAUAUCUAUUAUGCAAUGUAUAUAAUAUGUGUUAUGUAUUUAACAUUAUACUAAAUUAUUAAUUAUUACAGCUAAAUAUAUAAAAAAAAAUUCUUUUAAAAUAA
Molecule: messenger RNA, 1343 nt
Organism: Acyrthosiphon pisum (pea aphid)
Lineage: Eukaryota; Metazoa; Arthropoda; Insecta; Hemiptera; Aphididae
Product: ras-related protein RABF2a
Exons: 5
Coding region: 612-1226 (204 amino acids)
Molecular function (GO): GTP binding; GTPase activity
Source: RefSeq, a predicted model, not a curated record